Messenger RNA from Xyrauchen texanus (razorback sucker), 3643 nucleotides. RefSeq names its product zinc finger protein 79-like. The transcript is spliced from 4 exons. The record is from RefSeq and is a predicted model, not a curated record. The coding region runs from base 472 to 2025 and encodes 517 amino acids. Lineage: Eukaryota; Metazoa; Chordata; Actinopteri; Cypriniformes; Catostomidae. Gene Ontology annotation, cellular component: nucleus.
UUGAGUUGAGAGAGCUGCUCGCGACACUGUGACAUUUCUGCUGAUGAAAACGCGCUAAGACUCUUCAGGCAUGACCACGGAUCUAUUUUAACCUAGGACCAUCUCGUCGAUCUCGUCGUGGUUUGUUAUUUUGGGUUGCAAGCUUCGAGAAGGUAGAUUGGGAAAGAUCCAUUGGCAGUGGGUUUGAUCCAUUGGCUGUGCGCAAAGUUGGGCUACUUCGGGUGACAACCGUUGCCAUAAAUCUGGAACAGUUUCAUUUUUUUAAUCAAUUGAACAAGUGCACAUGUAAAUACGGCUUCAUGUGUGCAGAAACUAUGGUAAAACAUGACGUUUAACUGGAAUAUGUCAUUAUAGGGAUUUAUUUUACUAAUGUGAUUUUUUUCCCCCAAAUAAUUUUGAUGAAAAAAACAAAACCAAACUUAUUGUGAUAUAAUUUGCACUGUGCAUGUUUAACUGAACACUUAUUAAACCAUGUCUGAAUCGGUGAAGACCUUUCAAGCGCACCUGACCGCUGUCAUGGAUAGUUUGGUUCGCGCAUCAGUGUGUGAGAUCACCAAACUCUUUCAGGACACGGUGAACGACUACCUGGUGGAAAUUUCACUGAACAGAAAAGAGAACGAAGCUCUGAAAUUGAGAUUGAGGCUGACUGAGAAUAAACUGAGGAAUGAACGCAAAUAUGGCAUGGGCUGGGCGGCCGGUCGGCGCGCCGCUGCUCUGCUUGGCACUGACGACGCCGGGCGCAAAACGCGCAAAGUGGAUCUCCAAAGAGGCAAGCAGGGGAAGGAGUGGAGUGCUGAUGCGUGGGAGGAGGGGACUGGAAGAGCAAGGGAUGAGAGGAGGGACGUGUUCCGAGCACAUUUGCCAACUGGAGGAGGAGGAGGUGGAGGGGAGGAGGAAGACAGGAGACACGUCUCUGGGGUGAGGAAGGAGGCAGCAAGUAUUAAAGAGGAGGUGAGCUGCCAUUCAGAUGUGAGGAAGCAGCUGCAGGGACGGAAAGAGAGAGUGGGGAUGCAGAGUGUCCUGAAAAUUCAUUGGUCAAAAGGUGUGGGAAUCAUCUCCCAAUGUUUUUGCUCUUUUAAGGUGGGAAGCUACAGACUAGACUCAUUGAGGCUUUUGCAAGAGGCCCUACAGAUGGACCAAAGUGAAACCAGCCCUUCCUGUGGAGAAAUGUGCACUGCCUCUACUGGUCCUGAAUCAGCUGCUGCUGAAGUGUGGGAGGAGCAGCCACCCACGCUAGAGGAACCAAUGGCCAGUGGAGAUGAGCUCAGUGGACUUGAGACUGCCCUCAAGUCAGAGCGUGAGUGGGAGGAGACGGAGACACAUCUGGGUAGCCGCUCUAAUGAGGGGUGUGGAACCGCAGGUGUGGCUUUCAUUGGACUAGACGGCCUUUGCAGCUCUCAGCAGGAUGUGUCAUCAUCAUUACAUAGAGCCGACCCUACUGAACUACAAAUCCCAUCAGCCCCUACAAACAAGGAAGAGGAGGAAGAGUCAGGAGGAAAGGGUUGCGACAUCCUGCAUUUCUGCCCACGCUGUGGCAGUGGCUUCAAUUCCGCCUCUGACCUGGUGGCUCACUCUUGCACUGUGUCUGAGGAGCGGCCCUUUCAGUGCUCUACAUGUGAGAGAGCGUUCAGCCAUGCAUGGAGCCUGAAGAGCCAUGAAUGUGUGCAGAUAGGAGAGCAGUCGCACCGCUGCGAACUCUGUGGCAAGCGAUUCACACAUUCGCGGUCCCUGGAGCGCCAUCAUUUGGUUCACACUGGCGAGCGCCCCCACAGGUGCCCGCAGUGUGGCCGCAGCUUUAGUCGUCUUGGAAACUUGGAGAGGCACCAGCGCAUCCACACAGGUGAAAGGCCAUAUGAGUGCGGGGAGUGUGGGAAAAGAUUCAGUCGAGUGGAAUACCUGAAACGGCACCAGCAGAUCCAUAUUGGAGAAAAAACUGAGCGGAACUCCCAGCAAUGCUCUCAGUGCAACCAGACAUUCAGUGAUACUGAGCAGUUCAAGCAGCAUCAAUGUCCUUACCUUACUUAAUGUUAAUCAGUGUACAGGUGCUCAUCCAAUAAUGUGAUGCUCCUUUAAAUCCUGCUCUUAGAUAAAACUAGACCUGAAAGGAAUAGUUCACACAAAAAUCAUUAUUUACGCACCUUCACGUCGUUCCAAACCGUUCUGUUUUUUUCCCCCCAGUGGAACACAAAAAUAUUCACUAAAUUAUUUUCCAUACAGCAACAAUUCAUAGUGACGAAAACGGUUAAGGUCCAAGAAGGAAACAACAUAAACGUGCAUAAAAGAAUAGACUUUUUCUAGACUAUAUUGAAAGUCUUCUGAAGUCAUACGAUAUCUUUGUAUGAAAAACAGGCUGAUAUUAAAUUAUUAUAAGAUGUGUGCGAGUAUCAAUGGCGUUUGACGUCAAACCUAGUGCAACACUAUAAAAUAUAUUUAUUUUGGUAGCACUUUACAAUAAGGUUCCAUUCGUUAACAUUAGUUAAUUCUAAGUUAGCAUUAGGUGUCAUGAACAAAUAAUGAAAAAUAUAUUUUUUACAUGUUAGUUAAUAAAAAUACGAUUGUUCAUUGUGGGUUCAUGUUAACUUACAUUGUUAAGUUAUGUUAACAAACUGUAAAGUAUAACCUACAGUAUAUUACUAAAUUGAACGUGAACGCAAAUUAGAUUUUAGAGUUUCGGCUACAGUUAAAAUGUUUUUUUGGCCGAAAAUAACAAAAAUUCCAGUCUGUUUCACACAUAAAGCAAUCAUACGGCUCCAGAACACUUGGAAUAUAAUGCAAGAGUCGUAUUUUCUGGUGCUUAUAUUAAUGUUAUGUGAAAGAGCAUCAUAAAAAAUUAAAUAAACAUUUCUACUAGAAUUAAAUUAAAUUGUUCCAUGGAAAAACUACCAACAUACAGGUUUGAAAAUAUAUGAGGGUAAGUAGUUUUAAUACUUUAAAUUGUAAUAAAAAUUUAUAAUUUUAAUUUUCGGGGAAACUAUUCCCUUAACUAGUCAGACAUAAGAAAUUUUUCAUAAUCCUGUUAGAAUAAUAUUUUUCUUAACACACAGGACUCACAUAAUUGGUAAGCAUCUGAUCACAUGCCUUCCACCACCUUUACCAACCCCAAAUAUGACUUGUUACAGAUAUCAAUAACGACGACAACAACAACGACGUAAAACUGAACACAAAUCCUUCAUCUUUAAAGCAAAGCACACUUAAUCCAAUGCAAUGACAAUGAUAUUUCAUAGCAGUGCCAGAACUACUUAAGUAGUAUUAUUGUAGUAUUAUUAUUCAUUUUUUAUAAACUAUUUAUCCAUUAUGCACAAUUUUCACUUAUGUUAUUUAUUGCGCAAUGUAACAAGCCUGUUACAACUCAAGAAUGUGUAAAUGCAAAUAACUUUAUUUUUGUUUUAUAUAUCAGUCUACCUAUAACUUUUUUGUGAAAAGGCAUUUAUAGAUGCUCAUUUCCUUUUUAAUAGCGAACAGUCUAUGACAUUUUAUGCACACAGUCUAACAGUAAAUAUAAAUCUUAAAGAUCCCACAUGUUUUUCUACUAAUCUUCACUCAAAACAAGUUAAAUAUUGUGAUUGUAUUGUUUUUAGGUCUUCCCAUUAAAAUUAGCAUUUUUCCAUGUUAUAGUCUAGUUGCUUUACCAGUUUCUUCCCUG